Molecule: messenger RNA, 360 nt
Organism: Fusarium oxysporum Fo47
Lineage: Eukaryota; Fungi; Ascomycota; Sordariomycetes; Hypocreales; Nectriaceae
Exons: 2
Coding region: 1-360 (119 amino acids)
Source: RefSeq, a predicted model, not a curated record
AUGGACGAGACCCAUGACCCAGAUUCAACGCCGGCAGACGAAUCUCAUUUUGGGACUCAGAUCUCAUACAUCCUCGCCGGUCUCGAUGCGGUCUGGUUGGCUUCAAUAGGCCUCAUGGGAUUUCGCUCCAUCGUGAAACGUAGAAGACAGCACAUGCAAGCACAAGGGGAUAUUGAGAGCCGGCAUGUCGCUCCGGGCGGCAUAAUGACUUUGCAAACUCUCGACUCCACAAGCCCAGCUGAAAGCUACAAAUUCCCCCCGUCGUCUAAGACGCAGCCAUCUUUGGAAUCGCACACUAUUGAUUCGGCAGAACUCUGGUACGUUCUUGGCCACUUUCCGCCUUUCACGUUCAAAUUCUGA